Lachancea thermotolerans CBS 6340 is the source of this 1812-nucleotide messenger RNA. RefSeq names its product ubiquitin-protein ligase SAN1 (gene SAN1). Lineage: Eukaryota; Fungi; Ascomycota; Saccharomycetes; Saccharomycetales; Saccharomycetaceae. The record is from RefSeq and is a predicted model, not a curated record. The coding region runs from base 1 to 1812 and encodes 603 amino acids. The transcript has a single exon.
AUGAAUUCCAACAACGACACCAGUUCCUCAGGGUCGGGUGGCGGAGAAGAGCCUGACCGAACUGGAACGCAAGAGCCAGGAACAAGACCAACACGCAACAUCAUGGUCUCUAUUCAGUACGCCUUUGUCAGUGGGCUGCGGCUAGGCGCAAAUGGGGGGAACCCGGAAGAAGGCACAGGCGAUGGAGCCACGAUGCCUCCGAUCGGUGACUUUGUUCUCAAUUUUACUGAUGUUCCAGGGACUGCGACCCGUGAACAGCUAGAUGAGGUCGUCGCGCUGGCGUCGGGAGUUGCAGUAAAUCGCAUGAACCGCAGGUUUAAUCGCUCUAGAGGCAUCUCGAAGACAGCUUUUGAGAACCUACCUGUUCUUAAGUUCAGCGCAGUACCGCAGGAGUCGUGUAGUAUUUGCUACGAUGACUUUGAAGAUGAGGCUCCAGAGCCUCAGCCCGAAAACGAGCAGUCCAGGAAGCGUUCCCGAGACCACAAGGCUGAUGACGGAUUGCAUUCUUCAUCAAGCUCUAAAAAGCACAGAAGUGAGCGAGACUCAGGCCAAAGUAGCGAGGACGAUGAGGAAACUGGCGGCGAGGAGCCAACCCCAGCGCCUUCUACUUCGGAGCCACCUAAAGAGAAUGAAGCGGAUACCAACAAUCAAGAAAGUAUAGCCUAUAAGCACUCGCCCUUGAAGCUCCCAUGCGGGCACAUUUUCGGGCGGGAAUGUAUCAGGCAAUGGACCAAUGAACACAAUACUUGCCCUAUUUGCCGAGCGCGUAUCGUUGGCGCAGACGGGCUAGAAGAUCACUCAGUCAAUGAUGAUCUGGAGGACCAAAUUUCUCUUGAGAGGAUUAGAAGGCUUUUGUAUGAUACGUCUCCUGAGGCUCCUGAAAGACCUCAACCCACAAACGAGGAUAACAACAAUUCGACUAGCACUACAACCAGUACCACAACUAACGACGCUGCUAAUGAUACAACCAAUAAUACAACUACUAAUCCAUCUGCUGGAAGCCAAGUUCCAGGCGUUUCCGCUAAUGGAAAUCCUCCGGCUUUAGGAGGGGCAUUUCAUAAUUUCGUAGUGCUCAGGCCUCACCAGCAGCCUGCAACUGAUCCAGCCAACUCUGAACAACCGAACCCUGGUAACUUGCCAACAAACCCGCAUUUGCCUUUGCUGCCUUUGUUGACGAGACAAGGCGGCUUCACCCCGAUCCCUAUUACAUUCAUCAAUCUGCGGAGAAAUCCCCAGGGGCAGCAGCAUACAGCCUCCCGAAAUAACGACGGCCCAAACGAUCUUAACGACUCACAAAUGAACCCAAGCAAUAAUACCCAUCGCGAUAUUAAUACCCAUACGGAUAACAAUCAGGAAAAUGAUAGACUCAUGAAUAUUUUCGAUCACCUCUUCAGCAUUUCUAACAACACCAGGCCUCAGCCUGAAGCUACAUUAAGAUCAGAUGCCACACCAAUGCCGGCCGGAACCCCGGAUUCUUCACAGACUGAUAACCAGUCGAAUUCAGCCGCUCCUAGGCCUAUCAGAAGUCACAUUUUCAACAACUUAUUUAGGUUCGCUAGGAACCUAAGAAAUAAUAGCACGCCACAGAGUGACCAUCCGCUUUCCUCGGUCUCACAGAUGUUUAACACAGGGGUUGCAAGUUUUAGGAAUCAAGAUGGAGUCUCGACUAUGGACUUUAGCGGUGAUAUGCCCACUCCAGCAAAUACGCACCAAAAUCAGUCUGUGCCUACCGAAGAACGUGCUUCAGCACCUAGCAGUGAGAGCCAAGGAAGGGUCAAUGAUUCAUCAGAUUCAGAGGGCGAUCAAACAUAG